ACUUGURCAUAAGACUAUUGCUGCGUACAGUUGUAUGCUACGCGAGUAGAAGUGAGAUGAACGUAUGGUGCAUACAGCAUACCUAACAUUCACCUAUAAAGCGUGCCUACGGUAUACCAUAGAUUUAACACGGACCACGAGCGCUGACCCAGAAAAACAAUCUUUAAACAUAUGAGUAGGUAUAUAUAAGUACUGUAUUUCAGUAGUGGUAACACGAUAGUCGGCGAUUCAAUAAUUUUUACACGUACAUAAUCUAAUCAUAAUUUUUGAACCGCGGUGCCUUUUACCUAUAGUUGAUAUUUACCAAUAUAUGGCUAUAGACGCAUAAUUUCCUACAUUGACCAUUCAAWGUCUGUAAGGACGCACAAUAGAUAUAUAAUUAUUAAUAUCUAUAGACAUACGUCAUAGUGGCGUUUCGGCGAUAGGUCGUGUUUCAGUAUUUGGAUUAUAAAAACAUUUUCGCCGGCAUGGAAAGGUGGAGCAACAGAGUGGCCAUCGUGACUGGCGCAAGUAGCGGCAUAGGGAAAGCCAUUGCCGUAGCUCUGCUGAAAUGCGGCAUGGUCGUCGUCGGUAUUGCCAGACGAGAAGAUCUCUUGGAGAAACUAAGCGAAGAAGUUAAUAGUUAUAGAGGGAAGUUCUAUUAUAAAUCAAUUGAUAUUAGAAAUGAGAAAUAUAUAACCGAAUGCAUUCAGUGGACCGUAACCAAAUGUGGAAGUAUCGACGUGUUGAUUAACAAUGCUGGAGUCUAUGAUGAAACUGAACUAUUUGGUGAAUCGAUGGACCAUGGGAAAAUGAUCAUGGAGACAAAUUAUCUGGCUGGAUUUAUUUUCACUAAAGAAGUUAUAAACGUGAUGAAGUUGAAGGGUAUUGAGAAUGGGCAUAUUAUCAAUAUAAAUAGCGUGGCAGGCCAUUAUAGGGCUGAACCAAUAAAAGCACUUAUUCAUAAUGCCAGCAAACACUGUAUAACAUUAACAACGGAGAGUAUUAGAAGAAUGUUGGUUAACGAAGGAAGUAAAAUUAAAAUAACGAGUUUAAGUCCAGGAGUGACUAUUAAAGAAUCGACAGAACUAGAAUUGAAAUCAAUCCCUAAUAUGACAUAUCUAGAAACAGAAGAUAUUGUUAAUGCCACACUCUACAUUUUAGGAACACCACCAAAUGUUCAAGUAUGUGAAUUGACAAUCAGAUCUGUUGGAGAAACCAUGUAUUAAUAUUUGAAUAACAUUUGUUUAAUUGCAAUAAAAUAUACAAAAACUUUAAUUACCAAAUUUUGUAUAA
Molecule: messenger RNA, 1275 nt
Organism: Diuraphis noxia (Russian wheat aphid)
Lineage: Eukaryota; Metazoa; Arthropoda; Insecta; Hemiptera; Aphididae
Product: farnesol dehydrogenase-like
Source: RefSeq, a predicted model, not a curated record